AUGGGACCGGUUUGGGCUGCUAUAUUGGACCACUUAGCAAAGGACUCAAUCGGGAACUGCUUGACCCGAUCAGAGCCAACUAGAAUCGGACGGUUUGCUCGAAAACCAUAUCCGGGUGGAACUGGUCCAAUAACAUUUGAAACAAAAUUUAAUCCUACUGCAGUCUUUCAUUCCGCCUCUUCCCCAUUUGAUUGUAUCAUCUUCGAUUUGGACGACACCUUGUAUUCAUCCAAAACUGGAAUUGGUCAAGCUCUUAAACGAAACAUUGACGAUUUUCUAGUCGAGAGAUUCGGAUUUCCAGAAUCGCAAGCUCCAACUCUUCGAGCAGAGCUCUUCAAAAUUUACGGAAGCUCCCUUGUUGGUCUUAGGUCAUUAGGCUAUGAUGUUGAUGCCGACGAUUAUCACAGUGUCGUGCACGGAAGAUUGCCGUAUGAUUUGAUCAAACCAGACGCUAGAUUGCGAAACCUCCUACAAACCAUUAAACAAAGGAAAAUUAUUUUUACGAAUUCUGAUAGAAUCCACGCAAUGAAAGCAUUGGAUCGUCUCGGAAUCAAAGACUGUUUCGAGCAAAUCAUUUGUUUCGAGACAAUGAAUCCAAAUCUAUCGAAAUCAACUACUCCGGUGGUGUUGAAGCCUUCAAUGGAGGCCAUGAAGAUUGCAAUUGAUGUUGCAGGUGUUGAUCCACGGCGCACGUUGUUUUUGGAUGACAAUGCGAAAAAUGUUGCUGCUGGGAAGGCUGUCGAGCUCCAGACAGUUCUGGUUGGGAAAACAGUCAAGAGCAAGGAAGCAGAUUAUGCAUUGGAAUCAAUCACUAAUUUAGUCCAAGUAAUCCCAGAAAUAUGGUUUAGCGAAGAGGAUGAUCAAAUGAUUAGCCACAUCAAAAAUGAAAUGGAUUCCAUUCCAUCAGCCACAACUGUUGGUGCUUAA
This is a messenger RNA of Fraxinus pennsylvanica, 927 nucleotides long. Lineage: Eukaryota; Viridiplantae; Streptophyta; Magnoliopsida; Lamiales; Oleaceae. The record is from the annotation of a GenBank genome assembly.